Gastrolobium bilobum is the source of this 2044-nucleotide messenger RNA. RefSeq lists its product as uncharacterized. The coding region runs from base 605 to 958 and encodes 117 amino acids. The record is from RefSeq and is a predicted model, not a curated record. The transcript is spliced from 11 exons. Gene Ontology annotation, molecular function: translation initiation factor activity. Lineage: Eukaryota; Viridiplantae; Streptophyta; Magnoliopsida; Fabales; Fabaceae. Gene Ontology annotation, biological process: translational initiation.
UACUUUUAUUUUCCUUUUUCACAACACAAUUUCAUUUUUUUUUUCUCUCUAUUUCUGAACGGCCACUUUUUAUUUCUCUUCCUCUCCUUCUCCUCCCUUACCCUAACCCUAAUCCUACCUUUUUCCCCUAUCAAUUCCAAAUCUUCAAUUUCCAUUCCACAAUGAUUCCCCAAUUUCAAACUCAAACUCCUUCACCGGAACCUCCCCGUCGCUCCUCCGAAUCUCAUUCAACCAAAACCAUGGCGGCGGCUUCCGCGUCUACAGCUGCGACCCCUUUCGGGAGCCACUGCUACUUCGCUGGCGGCGGAAUCGGUCAGGUCGAGAUGCUCUUCCACGACAACAUAAUGGCGCUCGUCGGUGGCUGAUCUUUACCUCAGUUCCCUCCAAACAAGGUCAUGGUCUGGGAUGACCACCAGGGAAGGUGCUCGGCGAGCUCUCAUUCUGAACCGUCCUUCGCGGUGUUCAUCUCUGCCGGGACCGGUGGGCCAUCUGCUAGGUACACUGGAAGAUCUGAUUCAUCUCCUUUGCCAUUUGCUUACAAUAGGUGUUGUUGCUAUUUGAGCAGGAAGUCUCUCGCUUGAUUUGUGUAAUCAGCUUCUUGUUAAUGCAAGGCAAGUUUAUGGUGGAACCCACAGGCAAAAAUAAGAUCCAAAAUACAACUAUUUGGGAUGAUCUGGAAUCUCUUGUUUAUGUGCUCAUGUACUUCUUAAGAGGAAGUCUUCCUUGGCAGGGACUGAAGGCUGGCUCCAAAAAGCAAAAAUAUCACUCACGCCCCUCCGACUCCGACAAAGAUCGAUCCCUCCGCAUCUCCUCCCUCAGGUCAGCUUCGGUUAGGCUUAUUGAUGCGAAUCAGAACAUGGUCGGAGUUGUGUCUAAGAUUCAGGCACUUCAAAUGGCUCAAGAUGCUGAACUUGACUUGCUGAGAACGCCGCUUGUUUGUUUUGGAUUUUGUCUUUGACUGAUCAUCUUGGAAUGCGUAAAAAUCCACCAGUACUGGCCGUGUCUUGCAACUGAGAACUGCAAAUCAACUUCUGACAAAUCUCAGUGAUCUCCCCUAUUAUGCUUCUUCCUUGCUGCUGUUCUCGGAAGAGGGUGAGUUGAAAAGGUACUCCAUUCAUUAAGACAAGAGUGGGAGAUCAAAGGGAACAAUAGAAAUUUUUUUGGAAACAGUUUAAUCAUCAAAUCACAACAAAGAUGCAAAGGCGCAUCUAUGGCCAUGCAACUGAUGUUGAGAUUCGCCCUUUGAACGAGGAAAAAGCAGUUCAAUCUGCUGUGGACCUUAUUGGAGAACUCUUUGUCUUCACGGUAAUAUGGAUUUAGAUGUGCAAUUUUCUAAAGCUGUCAAUGAGACCAGUCCCAAUAAAGACAUCACAUUCUAACUCUGGAAGCUAUAUCUUGGUGAAUGGCAACACCCUCAUGGAAAUCUAAAGCACCAGUACAAGCCUUCAAAACGAAGAAUCAGAGAUGGGUUAGUGAUAGAAUUGAAUGUUGAUUGAGCCAAGCUACAUUGGUGGAAGAAAGAGUACGAAUUGAUGAGAUGGGCAGUGAUGGAAUGAUGAUGUUGUUGGAGUCCUGAGACAAUCAAACGGGCAUGGAUUUGAAGCAGAGGGUUCAAGUGUUUGCAUGAACGAAGAAGGUGAUGGUAAUAGCUGUGGUGGUGGCAAUGUUGUGGAAUAUUAUUGGGGGAUGAAGAUGGAGUUUGAGAAAUUGCAGAGGCAUGGGCAUGAGGAAUAGUGCAAGCAGGAGAACCUUUAAUGGCUAGCAAAGUUGAAAACAAAGAAGGAAGUAACACAUUCAUGCCUGAAUUUAGAGGGAGCAGGUCUACCCCACGUGGAAAGUUUUUUGGUUUAUCUUGAGGAUUUCAUGUUAAACAAACAGCAACAGUUUUUUUUUUAUUAUUAAUUAUUUAUUUUUGUAUAGGAACUACCUCUGAUGUUGGAGUUCCAUCUCACAUAGUUUUAUACAAAUUUUUGAGGUCUUGAGGUUAAUUUGUGCGACCAUUCUCUUGUAUUUAAGCAUGCUUUGUAAUUUAGAACUUCUUUUA